Molecule: messenger RNA, 1082 nt
Organism: Anoplopoma fimbria (sablefish)
Lineage: Eukaryota; Metazoa; Chordata; Actinopteri; Perciformes; Anoplopomatidae
Product: microtubule-associated protein RP/EB family member 3-like
Exons: 8
Coding region: 193-999 (268 amino acids)
Biological process (GO): spindle assembly; regulation of microtubule polymerization or depolymerization; protein localization to microtubule plus-end
Cellular component (GO): microtubule organizing center; microtubule plus-end; cytoplasmic microtubule
Molecular function (GO): microtubule plus-end binding
Source: RefSeq, a predicted model, not a curated record
GCUUAGAUGAGGGAGAGAGCAGUCUCGCGUAACUUUGCCGAGGAAACAGGGUUAUAGCAACAGUGAAGCCCAUCACCAGGCACAACGGGACGGCUGUGAGAGGGACGCUGUCGCACUUCAGUCUUUCUGUUAGGUGGUCCACCACAACCAGAUCUGAACAGUUCACACCAAACACACACCCAGCGUAGGAGGAUGGCGGUGAAUGUUUACUCCACCUCAAUGACUGUAGAGAACCUGAGUCGUCAUGACAUGUUGGCAUGGGUCAACGACUCUCUGCAGCUCACACACACAAAGAUUGAGCAGCUCUGUUCGGGUUCUGCUUACUGUCAGUUCAUGGACAUGCUGUUUCCAGGGUGCAUAUUAAUGAAGAAAGUAAAGUUCAAUGCUAAACUGGAACACGAAUACAUCAACAAUUUCAAGGUCUUACAGGCUUCAUUCAAGAGAAUGAAUGUGGACAAGAUCAUCUCCGUGGAGCGGCUGGUGAAGGGGAAGUUCCAGGACAACUUUGAGUUCCUGCAGUGGUUUAAGAAGUUUUUUGAUGCCAACUAUGAUGGGAAAGAAUACGACCCUAUAAUCUCACGGCAGGGCCAAGAGGGAACGCCGCCUCCACCCAACCCAGGUCCCAUGAGAACAUCUCCCACAACACCAAAGACUGUUCCCACCCCCCCGAGGCAGAUAACCCUAGCACCAGCUCGCAGGACCACUCCCAUGACUCGCAACGGAGGAGACGCUGAGAUGGUAGAGCUCAACCAUCAGCUUCUGGAUCUGAAGCUGACUGUCGACGGACUGGAGAAGGAGAGGGACUUCUACUUUGGAAAGCUGAGGGACAUCGAGCUCCUCUGCCAGGACAAAGAAAGCCCAAUCCUCAACAAAAUCCUGGAUGUACUGUACGCUACAGAGGUAAACAGUCAAAACACACACAGCUCAAGCGAUGGAUUUGCACCACCAGAGGAUGAAGAAAUUGACGAAGGGGGACAAGUAGACCCGGAGGAGUUCUGAAUUGUUCUUCCUCUCUUCAUCAUCCUCCCCCCUUCUCUCGCCCUUCAACAUACUUCAUGAUUAUCGUCAUAGUCCCCUCUCUU